CAGGGAUGAACUCAGGGAUCUCUGCUCCUCCCAGUGACAGAGGAGAAUGUUGAACAACAAAUGUUAGCCUGAUGAGAAGACCUUUUGUUUGCUGUGAGAAGCUAUUAUCUGGAGCGUUAAUGGGUUUCCAGCUAUUAAGAUAAGUGCUGAUACAAGAGCAGUUGUAAUGUGAAAAGUGUAUUAAUCCCUGGAGCUGCAUUGUGUGUAUGAAAUUACUACUUUCAAAGUUCAAGACAUAUGAGGUGAUUUGGGCUCACGCUUGUUACUUAGAAGCACAGUAGAAAAAUAAUCACCAUCUUUUGAGGACAAGAGAGAAGUGGAGGAAUUCUAAUUAAUUUCAAUAAUGUAAUAUCAACCAAAAGUUGUUUUUGGCACUAGGAGGCUGAAUAUCCUUGCUCUUCCUGGAAACACUUUGUGUAAGAAGUGACUGACGAUUUGUAAAACUGUUGCCUAGCAAACUCGAUCAUGGAGAUGCAGCUAGACCCCAUGACGGAUGACUUGCCCUUAAUGGCCAACACUAGCCACAUGCUUGUAAAACAUUAUACAUUGGAUUUGGAUGUGGAUUUUGAAAGUCAAAUUAUUGAAGGCAUCAUAGUUUUCUUCUUUGAGACUGGGAACAGAUACAGGAAAACCAGCAGCACUAGUGAAGAAGGCUGCCAGUCACAGCUUGAUGAAACCUGCGGAACUGGAGUAUCUGAACCCUACCACAUUCCUGUGACAAAUCUUAGCGCCCACUCAUCUAAAACAGAAUAUAAUGAUUUUGCUGUCUGUGUUAAAGGUGAAAAAGAUACUUCUGAUAAAAAUGGUAACCAUAGCAACAGGGAACAGGCUUCUGGGAUUUCUAGUUCAAAGAACUGCUGUGACAUAGAGAAUCAUGGGAGCACGGAUUUUUUGCUGGUAUUGGACUGCUGUGAUUUAUCCGUGCUAAAGGUUGAGGAGGUAGAUGUUGCUGCUGUCACAGGCAUUGAAAAAUUUACAAGGUCUGCCAAGCUAACUGAUGCUGCUAAAGAGCCGGGAAAUCUCAGGAAUCAGAUUGUACAUGAACUUGUGACUUUACCUGCGGAUCGCUGGAAGGAACAGCUAUACUAUUACACUUGCUGCAGCCAGGCACCUGGCUGUGGAGAGCUUCUGUUUACUACUGGCACUUGGAGCUUGGAGAUAAGGAAAUCAGGGAUUCACAGUCCAAAAGACUUUCCUCAUGCAAUAAGAAUAUGGUACAAAACCAAACCAGAGGGAAGAUCUAUUACAUGGACUACAGACCAGAGUGGCAGGCCAUGUGUUUAUACAAUGGGAUCACCAAUAAACAACAGAGCCCUUUUUCCAUGCCAGGAGCCACCCAUUGCCUUGUCAACAUGGCAAGCUACAGUCCGAGCUGCUGCACACUUUGUUGUCUUGAUGAGCGGUGAAAACUCAGCAGAACCUGUCCAACUUCAAGAAGGUAUCUUGAGCUGGUACUAUUAUGUGACUAUGCCAAUGCCAGCAUCCACCUUCACUAUUGCCAUCGGCUGCUGGUUGGAAGUUAAACAGCAGCACCUCACAGCUGAGGUUCAGACAAACAGUGACUUUUCCUUGCCGUUUUCCCAAGCUGAUCUCAGAUGGCAUGAAGAACGCUGUGGUCACAUGGACUAUCCCUGCCGAUUCCAAAAUUCUGCUGCCAGGCUGCAGGCCGUCAUUCCUUAUAGAGUCUUUACUCCCUGGUGCCUUAUGGAGAGCUGCAAAGAACUUGUACUCCAGCUAAUUCCUCAGUGCCUCUCUGCUGCUUACACCACCCUGGGUACCCAUCCCUUCUCCAGACUUGAUGUUUUGAUAGUCCCUUCCAACUUUUCCAGUCUGGGGAUGGCUAGCCCCCAUAUCAUCUUCCUGUCGCAGAGUGUAUUACCUGGAGGGCGACACCUCUGUGGUGCACGCCUGUGCCAUGAAAUUGCUCAUGCUUGGUUUGGACUGGCCAUUGGUGCUCGUGACUGGACUGAAGAGUGGAUAAGCGAAGGGUUUGCCACUUAUUUAGAAGAUAUAUUUUGGGCCAGGGCUCAACAGGUAAGGUGCCAAUACGUCACUUCUCAAUUAAGUUACAUGGCUUUACUUCGUUGGCGACGACUCAGAGAUGAGGUGCAGAACUCUGAAGAAGAACUGCAAGUUUUACGGCCCAACAAAGAGAACACAGGAGAAGUGAGUGAGUCUGGAGCGUCUGUUGUCAAACAUGGUCUUAAAGCAGAAAAAAUCUUCAUGCAGGUUCACUAUUUGAAGGGCUACUUCCUUUUGCAGUCUCUGGCAAGGACAAUGGGGGAGGCUUCAUACCUUGCAUCAUUACGAAAAUUCGUCCAUAAGUUUCACGGGCAGCUUGUCCUUUCUCAGGAUUUUCUUUACAUGCUAUUGGAAGACAUCCCUGAACAAAAAGAGUCUGGGUUAACCAUUGAAAGUAUCUUCCAAAACUGGCUUGACACUUCUGGAAUACCAAAGCCUUUGCUGGAGGAGGGUGAGACUUGGAAGGAGUGUCAGCUCGUCCAGCAAGUGAGCGGCGAGGUAACAAAAUGGAUUCAGACAAACCAGAGGAUCAGAAAAAGCGGCAAAAAGAAAAGAAAGCAGGAUGAAGUCGUUUUCGAGAAG
Molecule: messenger RNA, 2604 nt
Organism: Struthio camelus australis
Lineage: Eukaryota; Metazoa; Chordata; Aves; Struthioniformes; Struthionidae
Source: RefSeq, a predicted model, not a curated record